This is a messenger RNA of Selaginella moellendorffii, 1315 nucleotides long. RefSeq lists its product as uncharacterized. The coding region runs from base 5 to 1267 and encodes 420 amino acids. Gene Ontology annotation, biological process: protein folding; protein complex oligomerization; response to salt stress. NCBI's taxonomy places the organism in Eukaryota, Viridiplantae, Streptophyta, Lycopodiopsida, Selaginellales, Selaginellaceae. The record is from RefSeq and is a predicted model, not a curated record. The transcript is spliced from 5 exons.
CUUUAUGUGGCUGGUGAUGCUCCGCCUAGACAACCGAGUCCUCGGCCAAGUUUAUCGGGCGCUAGGCGAAAGUGAUGGCGCCACGGGCUGCUUCCAGGCGAAUCUCCUAGACCAGACUCUCAAGUACACCGAAAUCGUCAGCGGCGAAUUCCCCCCUGUUAAGAAACCACUCGGGUUUGACGACAUAGGCGACUACCCCAUCCCAUAUACACACAUGAUCAAGCUCGUGGACGACGCCACGAAGAAUGCAAUCCGCUGCUGCCGUGGAGAGCCACCCAUCCAUCACCGCACACAGGAAGAAACUCGCCUCGUGUACGACUUUUGCCGGAAUGUUGCCUGCCGAGCCGAGAAGGAAGUCUUCUCCGGUGAGCCAAACGUGCACGAGUUGCAGGAGCAGGCGCGUGCGUUUGCCGCCGAGUGCUAUGCCGGCAUCUUUGGUCUGCAGUCCACAAACCUCACCUCUCUUGUCGAUGUGCGCUCUCGAUCAUUUGCUACACCUGUCGUUCCACGCACUUUCUUCUCCAGCGAUCCCUUGGGGAAGUGUCUCAGGAGCCUCGAGUUGGCGCAGGAGGUGGCUGAUGCCGGGGGACUGCCGGAGUUCCCUCAUCAUGGAGGUCUCGUCGCUCUCUACAACUUUGAAAAGAAACACGCUUACAAGCUGCUGCUAAACUGCCACAAGUACAAGAAAGGAUAUGACGAGCGCAAGCUCUUGUGGUCGUCUUUCGAGAACCAGCAGUUCUACACUGUGGAUGUGCAAGUGCCCGGUCUCACGUCGCUGGAUCAAGUGAGUGUUGUAAAAGAUGGACAGGGCAUGCGUGUUUCCACGGAGAAGGACGUGUUCCGCCCAGAGAGGCUUCCAGUUCCUCCUUACGCCGACGUCGACGGUGCAAUACAUAAUCUCCAGGAUGAGAUUCUCACCAUUCGCCUUCCCAAAGGGGCCUCUGCGCUCAAAUGGACAGCUUCAACUGUGCCAAUUGACGACCUCGACGAGACUGAGCUGAACAAGACCAAGAGGCGAUCCAUCAGGGCAACUACAGCAGAUGACGAGCAUCACCACAUUCUUCGUGUCGAAGUUCCAGGCUUGUCGCGAGAGGAAGUGAUUGUGGACUGUGCAGGGCCGGAACUCAUCGUUAAGACCAGCGGCAACGUCUUCAAGCAAAAGAAGCUUAAGCUUCCCUCUAGUGCUGACUUGAAGCAGGCUAGAGCGUCUUUCCGGAACGGCUUGCUUACCAUUCGCGUUCCCAAGAGUACAGAGCUACAGAGCUAGCUUUUUAGUAGUGCCUACUAUUUAUGUCUGUUCUCUUGUCACUUAUAA